ACUACCGCUACCACCAUGGCAUCUGCUAGCAGCUCCGCACAGGCCGCCUUCGGGCUGGGCCGCAGGAAGAAGAGCCCCGGCCUUUUGGAUCAGAUCGGAAAGUUCUUCGGAGGGGACAAGAAGAGGAAGAGCAAGGGAUCUUUCCGUGGCGCUCUCUCUCCAGGCCCUCAGAAAGCAUCUGCAACCUCCCCUCGUAAGCGUGGAGCAGAAAACGCUGUGGUCCAUUUCUUCCGCACGAUUGUGUCCCCUGCCCCUCCUAAGUCCAGGUGGACAGGACUAGCAGCCAAGAUGGGCAUGGGCAACCAGAAGUCCCAGUCUAAAGCCAAGAAGGCCAGUGCAGGGGACGGAAAAGGCUCCCUCACUAGGAUCUUCAAAAUGUGAUGAUAUCAGCAGCAGAGGAAGCAGGAGCGCUUCUCCAGCCAAACGCUGAGGUCCCUCUCCACUCGACACCCCCCCUUCCAACAGCUCGAGGGCAGACGUUCAAGAACACGGGACUAACGUGGGGGAGAAAAAGAAAAAAAGAAAAAGAGGACCCCGCUCACACUCGACCUCCCCUCCACCUCUGAUAACACUUUAAUGUUUCGCUAAAUCCCUCGCCUCUCCUUACCCCCGCCUCCGCCUUGGCUGGUAGAUAGCGACACAAUCUGUUGCCCCCUCCCCUCCAUCCCUCCCUGCAUGCGUUGUGCUGAGUAGUUGUCAUCAUGAACUGUUUGCUGAAGUUGACCCUGAAGCCGCUCACAUGUGCAGCCUGAAUGACCCCUGCUGACCCCCCCCGCCGUGGCUCUCUCCCCUUAUACGUGUGCUGCUUGAGUUUCUGUGGACGUCUCACGUAGUUUCUCUACAUUUAAAAUAAAGGUGGCUGAACUGAAGCACACCCGGAGCAGCUGAAAGUUGAGGCCGGUGCAAGUCCGACUGACUUGACCGUCAUUGCCGCUCGUUGACUUGGAUGAAAAGGCCGGGUGGCUUCUGUUUUUAGUAAAGAGUGAUUUUCUGUCUUGUCACGCUGUCGUUCGUCGAACCCCUCCGUGUUUGAUUGUUUUCAAAUAAUAUAUUUAACAGUGUUCACAUUGUUAUGAGAGCCAUUGUGUUCCACCCUCGUGUCUUUAGAUGUAGCUAAGUGUCCUGUCAUGUAUGUCAUGUCAAUCUGUGUUUGUCGUUACGGCUGGCUGCAGGUUUUUUGUGGUGAAAGAUACACUUCUCAAACUUUCUAAAAUCAAUAUCCUGUAGUAGCCACCGUGAGCAGUAGAUACAUUAGUCGUUUCUAAUGCGUCGUUUCUUUUUCAGUCCACGAGAUAAUGAUUUCCACUCAUUUUCCUUUCCACAUGUAGAACUAAAGAAUUUGACAGUGAGCUAUUUUCCAUUUUUAAAACAUUCCCACUCUGAAUCUGAAGCAUGAAGCCAGAUUCAGAGCUUCCAUCUCUGCUUCAGUGUAGUCUUCUCUAUGUUUCGUAAGCACAGCACAAGUGCCUUUUCCUCCUGACUACCAAAAAACAACGUGCUGUGUCUCCUCUUUGUGGAUAAUUAUAAAGAAAACACAAUUUCAAGAAGGUGCUCUGUAACUAACUCUGUAUUGACACAUUAUAAGGUGUUUACUUGGGAAUGUUGUCUGACAGAACUGUGCCACUAGGGCUGUUCCAAACGUCCCCUCUUUCCCAACGCAGGCCUGUGUGAUGUGUGGCGUCCGCCUCUCCUCCUGUUUGUGCGUGCUUGAGCCUCAUUGAGUGCUGUGUAGUGUUUGUUUCUUCCCCCAAGUGAACGAAUGUAAAGAUCCUCCUCAUUAUUGUAUGUGUAAUAAACAUGACCAGCCACUUAACUGAGAAUGAAAAAUAAAUAAAAAGGAUAAAACCAACUCCA
This is a messenger RNA of Hippoglossus stenolepis (Pacific halibut), 1854 nucleotides long. RefSeq names its product myelin basic protein. Lineage: Eukaryota; Metazoa; Chordata; Actinopteri; Pleuronectiformes; Pleuronectidae. The transcript is spliced from 7 exons. The coding region runs from base 16 to 381 and encodes 121 amino acids. Gene Ontology annotation, molecular function: structural constituent of myelin sheath. The record is from RefSeq and is a predicted model, not a curated record.